AGAGGAUUAACUCGACUAAUAAUGGCGGCAGUUGGAAAAGAUAUUGAGAAACAGACUCAAGCUGAAACAUCAUCAGUUCACCGAAUUCGCAUUGUGUUGACAGCAUGUAAUGUCCGUUCAUUAGAAAAAGUCUGUACAGACUUGAUCAGUGGCGCAAAGAAACAAAAGUUGCGCGUUAAAGGACCAAUUCGUAUGCCAACAAAUACAUUGAGAAUUACAACACGUAAAACUCCAUGCGGUGAAGGUUCAAAGACAUGGGAUAGAUUCCAAAUGAGAAUCCACAAGCGUAUCAUCGAUUUACACUCCCCAUCAGAAAUCGUUCGUCAAAUUACAUCAAUCAACAUUGAACCUGGUGUACAAGUCGAAGUUACAAUUGCCGAUAAUUAA
Chironomus riparius is the source of this 387-nucleotide messenger RNA. Lineage: Eukaryota; Metazoa; Arthropoda; Insecta; Diptera; Chironomidae. The record is from the annotation of a GenBank genome assembly.